CCUGCAGCCGCGGCAUGUUGGUCCACUUUUGCUUUCGACCUUGCUCCAAUUCCCUCGCUUGUCGAAAUAAAGCUCGCUCCGGUUGUAUCUCAAGUCCGACUUUAUCUAUGGAUUGGAAUCCUCUCCGAAUCUCCCGAGUCUCCCGCAUAGUAUUCGAUUUCAAUCGUUAACCAGAUGACUUUAUUUGCAACUUUGGAGCUUGGCCUUAUCGGAUAUCUCAGAACGUCAUGUUUCUCCGAGUACACACACGUUGUACCCGGGCCUGCCUUGCUCCUGGUCCAUGUAUAUUCUUGCUUCGUUGGGCAUUAUCAUGAUCAUAGGCUAAGUAUCAUCUGCCUCGCUGGUGCCUGUCGAAUGGUUAUGGCGUCAUUUUUACCUCGCUUAAUGCCGUUUCUGCUCAGCCGCUACUUACGAGCUAGAACCCUAAAUUCGGAUGCGGGUGCCUACGUUUACCACAAGGCCUAAAGCCGCGUUGAACCCCGAAUAAGACAUGCUCCGAUAACGUGGUAGCCGAACAUUUACUACGCAGUGGAGCCUACCUCUAUUUUCUGAU
Molecule: messenger RNA, 553 nt
Organism: Guyanagaster necrorhizus
Lineage: Eukaryota; Fungi; Basidiomycota; Agaricomycetes; Agaricales; Physalacriaceae
Exons: 3
Coding region: 175-465 (96 amino acids)
Source: RefSeq, a predicted model, not a curated record